UGGGCGCAUCAUUGCAAUGCCGGUCGGACGGACGGACGAACCGUCGUAUUAUCGUACAGUGCGCGCGGUAGAGCUGUAAUACCCGUGAACUGCUGGCAGUUCGGUAUAGAUAUUGAAGCUUGUAGCAGCACAACAACAACAGCUUAAUUGUCGUCGCGUCUCGCUGCACGGGAACGAGCGAUUAGGCAACGCGUAGCCUAGUGUCCCGGGAACGGGAACAGAUCAAGGUGAUAGUAGACACACACGGGGUGGAGGAGUCCAUGGGGAAGGCAAGGCAAUCGUGGUAAGUAAGAUAACGUUGAAGCGGCAGUAGACGCCACUGAUAAGCUGCUAUAACUGGCCACCAUCAUCACCACUACCACCGGUAACGCCCCAGUCCAGCUAAACGUUGACGAUCGCCAGUAGCACAAGAGUGAACAUGGCCGGUGGCAGCACUAAGGUCCGGUCGAAAGUGAAAGUAAAAGCCGCGGAGGACCAUUCUCCGACACGCGAGGAUGCAGUAAAUCUUCAUCAGCUCGAAGCACAGCACGGGAUUCUGGGGAUUGUAUUGCUACUGUUUUGCGGUACCGUUUCCAGCUAUCUGUGCACCUACCUGCCGGAAGCACUGACGGCAGCUGACCUGCAUCUCCACCCAACUGCAUUCAUUGCCGAGCGAGCCUGGGACAAUCUGCAGGUGCUGAACGAUUUUGGCCCCAAGCCAACCGGUUCGGAGGCAAACGAACUCGGGGCAGCCGAUUACAUUCGGCGAGAAAUUGCCAAGGUACAGGCGACCGCACACGCCACCCAGCUGGUGGAGACAUCGCAUCAAACCAUUUCCGGUGCGUACCCGAUCGCGUUUCUCAGCAAUCCGCUAACGAGCGUGUACCGGAACGCACAGAACCUUGUGGUGAGGUUGGCAGGGCGGGAUGGCGAUGGCGGAGCGCUGAUGCUAAACUGCCAUUACGAUACGGUGGCCAGCAGCCCGGGUGCGAGCGAUGAUGGUGGUAGCUGUGCGGUUAUGCUGGAGAUAUUGCGCGUUUUGUCACGCGCGCCCGUACGGACCCGUCAUUCGAUCGUGUUUCUGUUUAACGGGGCGGAAGAAACGCCACUGCAGGCAGCGCACGGAUUCGUAAGCCAGCACCGGUGGGCCGGGGAGGUGCGUGCCUUUCUGAACCUGGAAUCGGCCGGGUCCGGUGGGAAGGAGCAGCUGUUCCAGGCCGGCCCACAGCAUCCAUGGUUGAUCGAGGCAUACGGACGAGCCGUUCGGCAUCCGGCAGCACAAACCGUCUCGGAAGAGAUCUUCCAAUCGGGGAUCAUACCGUCCGAUACGGAUUUUCGCAUCUUUCGCGACUUUGGUAACGUGCCGGGGAUGGACUUUGCGCACACGAUCAACGGAUACCGGUACCAUACACGUUACGAUACCAUUGACUACCUGACGCUCCCAGUGUUGCAGCGCACCGGGGACAACAUCUUGGCUCUUACGCGUGAACUGGCAAAUGGCGAUGAGUUGAGCCGGGUAGCCACUGACACGAAUCUGGCCGAAGGAUACAGCGUUUUCUUCGACGUGCUAGGUCUGUUCUUCGUGCACUACAGUCUCAGUGCAGCGCGGAUAAUAAACGUUACGCUUGCCGUGCUGUCUUUGCUGCUGCCGCUGAUGGAACUCUGCCGUCCGGUUCGACGUGUCGGUGAACGUGACAUCUUCAAGCAGACGUUCGUUGGAUUGCUGGGAACGGUUUGUGGGACAGUGGCAAGCGUGCUGGUCGUGUUAAUCAUCGCCAACCGGUUGGAUGCAAUCGGACGGGCCAUGUCGUGGUUCUCGACGCCAUAUCUCAUCCUCGGGCUGUAUGGGUGUCCCGUUAUCCUGGUGCACUGUUUCGCCCAUCGUCUGUGCGGCCAUUGGUUUGCUGAUAAGAAGUCGGUGCUUAACCUCACGCAAACUGUUCGUGCACGGCUUGUCGGAGUCAACCUCUUCUGGACGCUGCUUAUAAUCCCGCUCACUCUGGCCAACAUACGCAGCGCGUACAUCUUCGUAGUAAUUCAGCUACUCUCACUACUGUCCACCAUGCUAACCUCGGUACUCGGCUAUCAGCAUCAGCCACGGCGGUGGCUUGCACUUCAUCUAGCCUUCCAGGUACCCACCUUGCUUUGGGCGACCAACUUUUACCAUCUGCUGUUAAAGCUGUUUGUACCGAUCACGGGACGAAUGGGGGCCGGUACGAACCCCGAGUAUCUGGUUGCACUGCUGGUGGCAUGCGGUGGUCUUCUGUGCGUCAGUUACCUGGUCCCUUUGGUCGGACUGCUUAAGCAAACGUCCGAGCUGACGGCCCGAUUGACUGUGUUUGCGAUGAUUGCGUUCCUGCUGGGAUGCUGCACACAGGUCGGAUUCCCGUACCGGGAUGAAAGCAAUGGAGAACCGUCUGUACAGCGACAUUACGUUACCCACACACUUCAAGUGGCGCACGAUAAUGCCGGAACUGUGCUGCAACGGUCCGGGUUUUUGUUUCGCGAAAUGGACCGAAAUGCGCUGCGUGUAAUUCGUGGCGUUGCUAAACCAUCCGAAGCUGUCCCAAUGCGGCAAAUGGAAACCUGCCGCACCAUGCUCUUCUGUGGCGUACCGUUCUAUUCUAUCUGGCAUCAGAUUCGAUUCGAUAACUACUGGAUAGAGGGUACACCUCCUGCCCUAGAGCAUCACACUCUGCCAACCUUUGAGCUGUUAACGAUUAAGCAACGAUCCAGCACAGUUCGUCAGUACAGCUUUAACAUAAGCCACCGCUUUCAAACCUGCGUCCAGUCGGCGCUUAUUAUUGCUCCCAAGCCAGGUGUCCGGCUAGUGGCAUGGAGCCUGAUGGACAGUGUGCCAGGCACGAUCGAAUUCAACGGUGAGCAGGCCCACUUUGUGCUUAUAACGUACGGUUUGGCAGACGAAGCACCAUGGACGGUGUCAUUUAAUUUUGAGUACGAUCCGGAUAAUGUGCCAAGGGAGGAGGACGGUGACGACGGAAAGCUGUUCGAUGUGAGUUGGGUCAACACGUACUGGGAGUACGCUAGCAAGCAUACGGAUGACUUCCGAAAGCUUAUCGAACAGUUUCCGGAAUGGGCACACGUUAUACCAUCGGUAGCCGUUGUGAACAUUACCGCUUACUAAAGAAAUUUUGAAUGACCUCAAAUGUGGGCAUUCCCCGGCAUUGAAUCGUUGGAACAAUAGGCAGUUCCUUUACAGGAUACAUAAAUGAAGUUAACCCAGCCUUAAUUUGACUCGAA
Anopheles stephensi (Asian malaria mosquito) is the source of this 3240-nucleotide messenger RNA. Its product is annotated as endoplasmic reticulum metallopeptidase 1-like. The transcript has 5 exons. The record is from RefSeq and is a predicted model, not a curated record. Gene Ontology annotation, biological process: proteolysis. NCBI's taxonomy places the organism in Eukaryota, Metazoa, Arthropoda, Insecta, Diptera, Culicidae. The coding region runs from base 419 to 3124 and encodes 901 amino acids. Gene Ontology annotation, molecular function: metalloexopeptidase activity.